AUGGAACUACCACAACUCCACACCUUCAACUUCACCGGCGUCCUCUCCGAGUCAAAGCGGAUCAUCUUAUCCAGAUACACCCACUUCCUCACCUUCUCUCUCCUCUUCCUCCCUCUCUCUUUCUCUCUCAUCAUCACCCCCACCCUCAACCACCACCUCUGCGAUCAACCUUUCACCAUCCAUCAUUCAGACCAUCAAAAACAUCUAACAUCGUAUAUCCUCUACACCCUUAUCAUUCACAUCCUCACCCUAUGUGCCAUAUGCACCAUCACCUACACCACACACCAUGCUUUCUUCAAUCAUCCGGUCAACUUCUUAGACACCCUCAAGUCGUUAACCUUCUCCUUCCUCCCACUUGCUUUCACCGCGAUCAUAGCUUAUGUUAUUAUAUUCUUGAUCUCCAUAACCUUCUUCAUGCUCAUUGCAACAGUUCUUACGUUGCUACAUAACGUAGGGUUUGUUAUAGAUUACAAUUCAGUUCACUUCAUGUGGUUUUCGGCCAUCAUGGGUGCGGUUUUAAUCGCGAUUGUUACAUAUUUUCACGUGGAAUGGUCGUUGGCUUUUGUGGUGGUUGUUGUAGAAUCGAAAUGGGGAUUUGUGGCUUUGAUGAGGAGCUCCUAUUUGGUUAAGGGGAUGCGAUCGGUUUCGUUGUUGGUUAUGUUGUAUUUUGGUGUUUUUGGUGCGUUUAUAGUGGGGAUGUGUUCUGUAAAUAUGCGUUUUGUCGGUUUUACGAUGCUUGGUUCGUUCAUUUUAAUGAUGUUUUUGCUUCGGAUUACUGCGGCGAAUACUGUGUUGUAUAAUUAUUGUAAGGCGUUGCAUGGUGAAUUGGCUAUUGAGGUUGCUGAAGGGUUUGAUUAUGAGUAUUUGAGUUUGAAUUCGGAUGAUGAGAAGGUUCCUCAUGUUGUUAGUGUUGUAGCAGCUUGA
Molecule: messenger RNA, 924 nt
Organism: Helianthus annuus (common sunflower)
Lineage: Eukaryota; Viridiplantae; Streptophyta; Magnoliopsida; Asterales; Asteraceae
Exons: 1
Coding region: 1-924 (307 amino acids)
Source: RefSeq, a predicted model, not a curated record